Molecule: messenger RNA, 1576 nt
Organism: Gambusia affinis (western mosquitofish)
Lineage: Eukaryota; Metazoa; Chordata; Actinopteri; Cyprinodontiformes; Poeciliidae
Gene: arfip2b
Product: ADP-ribosylation factor interacting protein 2b
Exons: 10
Coding region: 301-1449 (382 amino acids)
Biological process (GO): intracellular protein transport; regulation of Arp2/3 complex-mediated actin nucleation
Cellular component (GO): trans-Golgi network membrane
Molecular function (GO): protein domain specific binding; phospholipid binding
Source: RefSeq, a predicted model, not a curated record
GAAGCACGCUGUUAGUUCCGUAAAGCGUUUCCCUUGGCUUCACACAGCAGGAUUAUUUACGCAGCUCUGCUGCACACGGAUUGUAGAGUUAACCAUUACCUUGAAAUGUUUUUUUGGUAUUCUUAGGCAGGAGUCUUUCUCUGUCUUUCCCCAUAAGGACAGACAGUAAGCACGACAUUCAGCUCUGAAUCUUGCAGGAAACGUGAUGCAUUGCAGCUAGCUUGCUAUUAGCUUUCGCGUUAGCUUUGCGAAGACCGCUGUAUCAACGAAGGGACCAGGCACACCAUCAUAGAGUACAUUAUGUCGGACAGUGUUAUGAGUAAAGCAGCCACAAUGGAGAUUCCUAUUAACAGUAAUGGAGACACGGGGGCAUUAGCAGAAGAUGACGGCCUUGAACAGGCUGCAAAGCUGCAGUGGAGCUUAGAUGAGAAGGUAGGGAGCUCCAGAGGCACCAGGGAUCUACAGCAGGUGAUGGUAUCAGGUCCCAAUCUCAACGAGACAAGCAUUGUUUCUGGAGGUUAUGGAGGAACAGCUGAGGGGAUCAUUCCCACCGGCUCAAUUAAAGGCCCUGCUGUGUGCUACAAUCCUGAGUUUAACAAAAGGAUCCCUGUUACAGGAUUUGGUCCCAACAUGCAACACAGCACCAGCAGCAGCUCGAUGACAGCAGAAGAGGCAACACGUGGUGUGGCUGUGGAAAAAUAUGAAGCAGUGAAAAAAUGGGGUUUAAACACCUAUAAGUGUACAAAGCAAAUGAUCUCAGAGCGUUUUGGUCGCGGCUCUCGGACUGUGGAUCUGGAGCUGGAGGCUCAGAUAGAGGUUCUGAGGGACACCAAACGGAAAUAUGAAACUGUGCUGCGGUUGGCCAAAGCGCUGACCAAUCAUUUUUACAACAUGGUGCAGACACAGCACGCGUUGGGUGACACAUUUGCUGAUCUCAGUCAGAAAUCUCCAGAGCUACGAGAUGAGUUUGGCUACAAUGCAGAGACCCAGAAACUACUGUGUAAGAAUGGGGAGACUUUACUUGGUGCCAUUAACUUCUUUGUGUCCAGCAUUAACACGUUAGUCAAUAAGACAAUGGAGGACACUCUGAUGACAAUCAAGAUGUAUGAAAAUGCGAGACUGGAGUUUGAUGCCUACCGGUCAGACCUUGAGGAGCUAAGUUUAGGUCCCAGAGAUGCAGUGACCAUGGCCCGUAUAGAGGCUGCACAAGAGCAGUACCAAGUUCAUAAGGAAAAGUAUGAACGCCUUCGCUCAGAUGUUAUCAUUAAGCUCAAAUUUCUGGAGGAAAAUAAGGUGAAGGUAAUGCAUAAGCAGCUCCUUCUCUUCCAUAAUGCCAUCUCAGCGUACUUUGCUGGCAAUCAGGAGCAGCUGGAGCAAACGCUGAAGCAGUUUAAUAUAAAGUUGAGGCCCCCAGGGGCCGACAAGCCUUCCUGGUUAGAAGAGCAGUGAGAGGCCCUGCGGGAAAUUUUGCAGCCUUCGUCUCAACCACCUGCACCUGUUACCUUUUAAAUCACCCAGCUUGCAGAGGACCACUACAGACAGAAACAAACUGAGAUAAACUGGUGGAUGAAGAUUC